CGACGCCUAUAAAGGUCUCUUGCAAAUGUUGGUUAAUUUAAUACAACCGCAGACGGGUAACGCGCCACUUCGGAAUUUUUCGACAAGCGUCCGCGCUACUAAUAAAAAAGUGUCAAUUCGAAAGCAUACCGUGGCACGCGUAACAGAGUGUAGCAAAAACGUUUUCCGAUCAGCCAACGCACGACGGCUGCAUUUGAAGUGAAAAUUAUUUAUUUAAAUUUGCGAUAAAUAAUUUGUGUGCGCCAAAGUAAAAAGAAGCAGCCGCCAAAAUGGUUGUCAACUUUAAGGUCUUUAAGAAGGUUUCACCCAACAAUAUGAUCACCUUGUAUAUGAACAAGCGUGAAUUCGUCGACUCCAUAACGGUGGUGGAGCCAGUGGAUGGCAUCAUCGUUUUGGACGAGGAAUAUGUUCGGCAGAACCGCAAAGUUUUCAUCCAACUCAUCUGUAACUUUCGUUAUGGACGUGAAGAUGACGAGAUGAUCGGCUUGCGCUUCCAAAAGGAGCUAACACUCGUCUCACAGCAAGUGCAUCCACAGCAAAAGGUUGACAUACAAUUGACAAAAAUGCAAGAGCGUUUGCUGAAGAAACUCGGUUCCAAUGCUUUCCCAUUCGUUAUGGAGUUACCUUCCAGUUCACCAGCUUCGGUGGUCUUGCAGCAGAAGGCCAAUGAUGAAACGCAGCCUUGUGGUGUACAAUACUUUGUGAAGGUCUUCACAGGCGACAGUGACUGUGAUCGCUCCCACCGUCGCAGCACCAUCAAUUUAGGUAUACGUAAGGUGCAAUAUGCACCCACUAAGCAAGGAAUACAGCCAUGCACAGUGGUGCGCAAAGAUUUCCUACUCUCACCCGGUGAGCUGGAGCUUGAAGUUACGCUCGAUAAGCAGCUAUAUCAUCACAGCGAGAAAAUUGCGGUGAACAUCUGUGUGCGCAACAACUCAAAUAAGGUGGUGAAGAAGAUCAAGGCUAUGGUGCAGCAAGGCGUCGAUGUUGUACUCUUCCAAAAUGGACAAUUCCGCAACACGAUUGCAUUUGUAGAAACUAGUGAGGGUUGCCCGUUAAAUCCAGGCUCGAGCUUGCAAAAGGUUAUGUAUUUGGUGCCAACUUUGGCUGCGAAUUGUGAUCGAGCUGGUAUUGCCGUCGAGGGUGACAUCAAACGCAAAGAAACUUCACUGGCAUCCACAACACUCAUUGCCAGUCAGGAUGCUCGCGACGCUUUCGGAAUCAUUGUUUCAUAUGCCGUUAAGGUUAAGCUAUUCUUGGGUGCUUUGGGAGGUGAACUAUGUGCCGAAUUGCCUUUUAUUCUAAUGCACGCAAAGCCGAACCGCAAAGUCCAGGAAGCCGAGGCGGAAAUUGAAGCUUAACUAAAGUUGUAACUUGAAGAACAAGUUUUUGGUGAUGUUGCUAAUUAUAUACAAAAAUUAACCUCAAAUGGAUCUAUACAAUUAUAAAAUGGAUUACUUAUUUACACACAUCUAUUUAUCAAAAUACAUACCCAAAAAGCGUAUGUAUUCGCUUUGUGAAGAAGAGAGGAAACUUGAGGCUUGUUAUUUUUUAUUAUCUGUUGUUAUCCUUGUUAGCUGUGCUUAAUAUUAAAAAUGAGUUCUUAAGCCUUAACUUACAAUCCAAAGUAUACAAUAUAAUGAAAAUAAAUAAACCUACAUAAAUGUAUCAUACCAAACCGAAUAAAAAUCUAUAUCUAAUCAACUGUAUUUAAUAUAUAAAUAACUUAAGUAUGGCUAUUUAUGAACCUCUUUGUGUAUUUACAAAAUCUGUGUAAUGUUUGUAGAAGGCAUGUUGUGAAUGCUAAAAUUUGCGUGUAUGUAUAUGUACAAAACAUGAAUUUGCAAUAAAAAAAGAAACUUAAAUAA
Messenger RNA from Rhagoletis zephyria (snowberry fruit fly), 1868 nucleotides. It is a transcript of the gene Arr1, whose product is annotated as arrestin 1. Gene Ontology annotation, biological process: signal transduction; G protein-coupled receptor internalization. Gene Ontology annotation, molecular function: G protein-coupled receptor binding. Lineage: Eukaryota; Metazoa; Arthropoda; Insecta; Diptera; Tephritidae. Gene Ontology annotation, cellular component: cytoplasm. The record is from RefSeq and is a predicted model, not a curated record.